UGUCCUCGCAAAAGUGGAAAGAGGCCAGGCCUUGUCUUAUAGACAAAAUGUUAUCUACUCUGGAUCCACAGUCACACCGUGUGUGUCAGUGUGGCAAACAAGUAGUUGUGAGGUGUCUGGACUGCCUGCCUCUUCCAUUCCUUUGUGCUGACUGUGAUAUUGCAGUUCACACACGCUUUGUCCUGCACAACAGAGAGGCAGUAACAGGAGGGUUUUUGCAGCCUUCAUCAGAGUUUCACAAGCCAAUAGUUCGGCUGUUGCCUGUCAAAGGCCAGACCAUGUGUGUGACUGCCCAGCAGGUAACGUUGAGGUUUCACCCGGCUCAAUUGUGGCUCUUGUAACCAUAAAUGGCCGUUAUAACCUUGCACUGCCAGUGGUGAGAUGCACCAGCUGUGGCCUAAUGUGGUCCCCCUCAGUUAAGGACAUCCUGGGUAGUGGAUAUUGGCCUGGCACCUUAAAUUUCUGCACCCUGUUUUCAAUGGAUGUCUUUCAGUCUUUCUAUGACAUUAAGAAGGCUGCACCAGGGAUGUCACUUAAGGCAUUUGUCAAAAUGCUGGAUGAACGAACAGCCCAUUUUGGAAGGACUGGCCGAAUAUCAGCUGAUGCCUUCAGUAGAAGUUUCUUGGAGUGGAGUGCUGUAAAGUUUGAUGUGGACAGGAUGUGCAAGGAGCCAUGCCUGCACUCCAGACGUGCUUGCCGUCUCAGUUGAUGGAAACCGUAAGCUUUAUCGCUUUCAAUCUAAUGCAAGCACUUCAGAGCAGGGGAACUUUGAAGGUGUCUUCAUUGAAAAAGAUGAGGACGUUGCUGAGUUUGUGAAAUACAUCCAGAGACACACAAAUCAUGUCCCGGGGAAAGGGUUGUGCGGAUCUUCAUCUUGGACUGCAGCAAAGGAGUCGUCCAAAAAGUCCACUGGGAAGUUGGAUGAAGAGGGCAUGGAAAUAGCUGUUUGUCGCCACGGAGUCCUCUUAGCUGCAUUGAACAUGUUUCGAGGGGAGAUCUUUGCUUACCCCCUUUUUCUCCAGAGGAAGUUGGCAGCUAACGUCCCAGGACAUAUUACGUUCCUUUGCUCCGAUGUGGCCUGUAAAUAUUUCCCAUAUUUAACCAAGGUGGCUCAGCAGUGCCCUGAGCUGAGGAACCUCUUGUCAAUGCGUCCUUUUCUCUCCGUCAUGCAUGCAAAGGCUCACACUUGGAAAUGCGAGAUCAAAUGGGGAGGUGCGUUUCAGGAUGGGGCCGGUUCAACAGUUGGAGAAGAGGUGGAACAAGUAAACAGUUUCCUGUCUAGGGCGGCCAUCACAACGAAGUACAUGUCUAAAGCAGGGCGAACAGACAUGCUGACCCUCCUGGCUUUGGGUUGGAACAAAAGGAAAGUGGAACAACUGGGCCGCACUUUGAGCCAGAGAUACCUCAAGAUCAUAAGGAUCCUUAGAGAACAAGUGGAGAGCCUGAAUGCGACCAAAAAUGAGCUGGGUGUGGAUGACGACACACUGCAGCAAUGGGUGGCUGAUGUGCAGAAAUGGGCUGAAGAAACUGAUCAAACUGAUGGCAGCCUUGGAACGUUGCAGGCACGAAUAGAGGAGCUUGUCGUCAUCAUCAGAGUGCGAACACAAAGUCUUUACAGACAAAAUGCCUCCCUUGUUGGCAUGUCGGAGGAUGCACAGAAGGGACUCCAUAGCCUGGUUUUAAAAAAACAAAGUGAACUGAAAGCUGAAAUGUUAAAAGUAAAGGACAUGUACAAGAGAAUCCUCAGCCACCAACCACUCCUGGAAAUGGACUCGGAGGAGGAGGAAGACAUUCCAGAUGAUGCCACUGAGAGUGAUUUGAGCACUUCUGAUGAAGACUGA
Oreochromis aureus is the source of this 1841-nucleotide messenger RNA. RefSeq lists its product as uncharacterized. The record is from RefSeq and is a predicted model, not a curated record. The transcript is spliced from 11 exons. NCBI's taxonomy places the organism in Eukaryota, Metazoa, Chordata, Actinopteri, Cichliformes, Cichlidae. Bases 648 to 1841 code for a protein of 397 amino acids.